Messenger RNA from Mucor velutinosus, 1041 nucleotides. RefSeq lists its product as uncharacterized. NCBI's taxonomy places the organism in Eukaryota, Fungi, Mucoromycota, Mucoromycetes, Mucorales, Mucoraceae. The transcript has 3 exons. The record is from RefSeq and is a predicted model, not a curated record. The coding region runs from base 1 to 1041 and encodes 346 amino acids.
AUGAAGGCACUUGCCAACAAACACAGCGUUAAAAAUCGACAUUUGCCUUGUCCGUACAGAAGACAACAAUUGGAAUCAAAUAAUCCAGAUAAACUGAACAAGCCUGGUCUCUUUGGUUACAACCAAGCAUGCGCUCUUUUGCAAGCUAUCGAAUUAAAUGGACGUAAAAGACUUAGUAAGAAAUGUCUUGCCUGUUUAGCUGUAUUCGUUUCCCAAGCUUGGGAAGAUAAACCCUGCCAAGAAAAGAUCCAGCAAUUAUACUACAUGAUGAACAACCUACUAGACACCACAGGGAUGGAUAAGAACGAACCUUUUGAAGUGUCGCUACAAAAGUUUUGUCAGAGUCCAGUAUCAACACCCAUUAUUUGUCCUAGCUUAACAUUAUUAAUAGCUAUUAGCUAUGUGGAAAGAUUGAAUAAGCGCUAUCGAGAUUUGAAGGGAACUCCUGGAUGUGGAUCUCGAAUGAUAAUGGUUGCAUUCAUCAUGGCUUCCAAGUACAUUCACGAUAGUUUGAGAUUGAUCAUAUAUACCAACAUCAGAAAACAUGCAUCAAUCAUCACUGCUCCCAUCACUCCACCUACUUCACCCAAAAUACCAAUUACAGCUUCUAUUAUCGAAAACAUCACCACUGCCCUUAAUGUCAACAACAACACUCCUCCUCCUUCGUCAUUGAGUAGUGACGAUAAUAACUCUCAAAAAGUUCCCAUAACUACCGCAACCUCAAGCACCAUCUCAACAACAGCAGCCGAUAACGCCACGGCAUCCGAUGAUACCAUAACUACCCAAAAAAACGAAUCUGUUCCAGCUGCAACAAAUCCCAUCCCUCAAGUGUCUGAUAAAGAUCGUAAUUUGCGCAUUGCUCGUAUGGAGCAAGAGUUUCUGUUCUUUCUGAAUUACGACUUAUCCGUGCAAGAUCCCUCCCUCUUAGUCAAGUGGGCUCAAAGUUACGAAUCACCUGAAGAGAAUAAGCCGGAAUCUGAUGAAACUUACACUUCAGCAGAUGAAGGCGAUGAUGAGAUGGACGAUGAUGAAGAAAGAUGA